CCAGUUUCCCAGCAACCAGGAAGUAUGCAGGGCUUCGGCGUGAAUGGGAUGACAGGUGGUGACCCAGGGGUUACCAUGACACACCCGCCGUAUCCGGCACAGCCUGGCUCUGCACACAUGAUGAUGGGCUCCUAUCCUCCACCUCCGUCCUACUGCAAUCACCCACCUCCACCCUACGAACAAAUAUUUCAAAACAGCGACAAGAAGUAACAUCUGCGAGGAACUGAAGAGAUGGAACUAAAAAAAAGGAAGAGGCCAGAGGCUAAAUUAUCAGGAAGUUCUGAUGAAGAUGAGGAACUUAACUGUUUGUGGAUGUAAGACACACACAAUCUCUUGUCCUGCAGAAAAGACCAAAAGAGGCACAAUAACCAGAAUCUAGAUGCACAGGCACACGCACUCAUUCACUCACACUGCUUCAUCUACUCUUGAUUUCUGUGGAUCUGUGUACAGUGUGUGCCAGCCUUGUUGAACUGAAGAUGAGCACUGACGGACACAUUUAGGUCGAGGUUUUGGAUUCACCCACUGUCACUCGUCUACUCCACUCUCCUACCAGUGCAAUUAACUACAGCUGUAACAGUGCAGAAUGGAUGACGGUCAAACUCAUGUUGUAAUAAAAUGCUGGAUACUGUUUGUCUCACCAAACAGGGUUUUAACAUUUAACAAAUAUAUCAACUAUCAAAUUGAUCAAAUCAAAGAUACAUGAUUGUACAAAGGACUAUCUCUGUACAAGGAUGACAUUUUCUAUCCAGCAUUUUACUGCAAGAUAGGUCUUUACUAAAUGAUGAGUUCUUGAUACAUUUUUUAUUACAGUAUGUUAAGUCCUGUUACGUAAUGACAUAAUGAGCUAGUCUCUGUGCUCCUCUUAGCAGCAAUGUAGGCUUAAGUUCAGCACAAGAUGAGUCAAACACAGAGUGACGCUGAGAUGGAAGAGUGGCUGACAAAUUGUCAGUAGUUGUAGGGUCAUAGUCACUUCGAUAAUCAGCAUGCCGCAUGCUGCUCUGCUGGCAUAUGGGACAUAAAAGUGGCAUGUUCCAAUUCUGCCACAAGCCACAUUUAACUUUAGAUACUGUGCUGUCUGUAAGUAUAAAUUGGUAGUUUAUGCCAUAACAUUAUACUGGAAGACAAGCACUCCUUGAAGGUAGCCGUCACUGAUGAGAUAAACACCGUGCUUUUCAACAGCUCACCCAGUGAGGCUAUUGGUAGCUAAUUUAGUCCUGUACAGCAAGUGUAGGAAAAUCAAAGAAAAUCACCAUAUAACACUAAAACACUUAAGUUGUGUUUACAUGACAACGGUUUUUCUAAAAAUGGAAACGUUUUUCCUUUGUUUUAAAAAAGUUAAAUAGGUGAUGGAGUAACUUUGCAACUCAACACCACGCGUCAGCAUACAAACGCUUUCUUCUACAGCACAGUGAGUGUAAACAGGAAGAGAAGGUGGCCAACGCGCACUUGAAAACUGACUAUUUUGGUGACUCCGCGAUUAGCUCCAGCGAAAGCGCUGGUGG
This is a messenger RNA of Morone saxatilis (striped sea-bass), 1502 nucleotides long. RefSeq names its product VOPP1 WW domain binding protein (gene vopp1b). Lineage: Eukaryota; Metazoa; Chordata; Actinopteri; Moronidae. The record is from RefSeq and is a predicted model, not a curated record. Gene Ontology annotation, cellular component: cytoplasmic vesicle membrane.